ACAAAGCCAAGCGGGCGAUAUAAUCCUUCUUCAACAUCCAACACGAUCCAUCCUCCUCCUCGUCAUUUCAUUUGUUCUCCUUUCUUCGAUUGUUUCAAAAAUUAAGUGAACAAUGGUGGACUGACACCACACUUCCGCCAUCAUCGUCAGGUCACACAAUAAAUGGGGACACUGGCAGCCGCCUCUUUGGCAGCUUCUUCGUCCUCCUCCUCGACAGAAUCGACCUCGACACCGCCCGGUCAUCACCUUCCCGGCAUUCUGUCCAGAUUGGACUUGGACGUGGACAUUGUGCAAGUUAAUCUUGACGUGGAUGAUGACGACAAUAACUGUGAAGGACAAGUAGUCCAACAAUUCCACCAUCAGCGGCAUCAGAAGAGGAGGAAAGGGAACAAUAAUAGUGCCGUAAAUUUAGUAAAUGACGAGGUGGGGCGGAAACGAAGAGAAUUGUCAAUUAUCGAUAGAAUUGUGGGCGAAGAAACUGACGGGGUUGUUGUGAAGAAUAAGAAGGCGAGAUUCUCAUCUGUCUUAUCUGAGGAAGAGGAAGAAGCCGAGCAGUUUGCGCCAGGGAAGACGAAUUUUGCAUAUGUUAGUUUGCCAGCGGCUUCACCAUCUCCACGCCCAGUUAAUAAUAUGGUGAAUGUACAACAUCAUAAUAUGGUGCAGAAUGGGGGGUUGGCUCCUAAGCAGAUGAGGACGCUGUCGCCCAUCCAGCAGUAUGUUUCGGAUGGGAGAAGUAGGGGGAGGGGAGGAGGAGGAGGAUCAGGUAUUCAGGGUGGUAGUAGGACGGCCAUCAAUCAAAGUAUCUCAACAUCAUUUUCAUCCAUCGGGGAAAUGGCUUCUUUCUUUAUGGCAAAGGAGGUAUCCGGUCCUGUGCCAGCCAUCCGGAGAAGAAAAUCCAUCGAACCUGUACCUCGACGUAGAUCUGCUCCUUCGUCAUCUCCCAUUGUGACUGUGACCCCUGUCCGGCACUCUGCCAAUGACGGGUCUCUCGGAGAACGGGACGGCGUUGUGCUUGUGGAGGGGAUGAUGCAGCCCGGAAAGAAGAAUCAUAACAAGAUUAAACGCCCCCUCAAUGCGUUCAUGGUAUGGAGCAAGCUGCAAAGGCGCAAAAUUAUGGAUGAUGAUUCUACAGUGCAUCAUUCCGUCAUUAGUAAACAAUUGGGUGCUGGCUGGAAAGCUUUGUCGGAGGAGGAACGGCGACCAUUUUAUGAAGAAGCUCAGAGGCUAGGAAAACUGCACAACCAUCUUUACCCCGAUUACAAGUAUCGUCCAAGAAGACGCCAGAAUUUAACUUCUUCCGUCACUGCUACCACCACCACAAGCACGCCUCAUUUGCUGUCUUCAGCUUCAUCCUCAUUUACCUACGGCGGGUCGCACCAUAGUGGAAGACCUGCUUCUGCAUCGCCACCAUUUGCCAGUAAAAGCACUUGUUUCAUUCCAUCCAUCAGUCAGGAUGGGUCUCUAGACCUGUCGAUGAAAAGUGGACAAUCACAUUCUAGUGAUGAGGGAAACCUCGUCGAAGUCACGCCCACGAUUUACCAUGAUGACGGAGAUGAGCACGACGAUGAAGAGUAUGACGAAGUUGAACUUCCGCUGGAUAUGUCCUGCUCAUCUAGAUCAGAAUCAGAGUCGAAGAAGAGUUGGUCUGUUGUUCAAGACGAGUCGGGUGAUGAUAACAAUCCCGACGAAGAAGAUGAAGAUCGUUUAAUCAUUGACGAAUCUUGACUGGAUUUUUCCUCACCAUUCUCAUUUUUCCUCCAAAUUUCAAAUUUAAAAGACGAAAAUUCAUGCCUUACCAAAUAGACUUUGUCUCCCUAGUACAGAUUUCAAUAAGUAAUUUAUACAGAAAAGUUCAAGUGCAUUAAUAUCGUGCUAACACAUUUAGUCAGUACACACACCUCACGUAAUAGUAGAAUAGACUGCAUGCAUGCAUGUAAAAAAGAAGAGCAUGAUUUGAUUUCUAAUCACGACACCAAAUAGCUUGAAAUUUUAAAGCAUUAAAUAAUUAAUUCAACCAAACUAAAUGUACCAAGAAAAGUCCAGAGAAACUAUAAAUUAAAUUAAUGAAAUGAUAAUGAUCCUGAUAAAACGAGAUGAUUUAUGUAUCUGACUGUGACCGUGUUCAAAUAACCAAACCAAUGCGUAGCCUGUGUAUGUAAUGAUUAAGUAUAAUGAUAAUAUUUUUUUUUGUUUUUUUUUCCGUUUUUUUAACCCACUACAUAUUGUGAGUUAAAUCAUUACAAAACAUUUCGUAGUUCUUAGAAUUGAAGCCUUUACAGAAUAAUACUAUAGUUUUCUAUGCCCUGUUAACCACUGUUAUCCCUCUCCAGUAAUUAGUUAGUAUACACUGACGACUCUGACAAGUCGAAAUAAAGUUGUUAUAUAUUUAUA
Molecule: messenger RNA, 2391 nt
Organism: Folsomia candida
Lineage: Eukaryota; Metazoa; Arthropoda; Collembola; Entomobryomorpha; Isotomidae
Exons: 5
Coding region: 163-1725 (520 amino acids)
Biological process (GO): regulation of DNA-templated transcription; cell differentiation; anatomical structure morphogenesis
Molecular function (GO): DNA-binding transcription factor activity, RNA polymerase II-specific; RNA polymerase II cis-regulatory region sequence-specific DNA binding
Source: RefSeq, a predicted model, not a curated record